AUGUGUUUAUCAUCUAAAAAAUAUUUCUUUUUAAAAUUUCUUUAUGAACCAUUAUCUAUUGAAUCACGCCUUGAUCAUUGUUUACAUGAUCAUUUUAAUGCUGAAAUUAUACCAAAAACAAUUGAAAAUAAACAAGAUACUGUUGAUUAUUUAACAUGGACAUUAAUUUGUAGACGUAUGACACAAAAUCCAAAUUAUUAUAAUUUACAAGAUGUUUCACAUCGACAUUUAUCUGAUCAUUUAUCGAAGUUAUUUGAAAAUAUAUUAAAUGAUCUUGAAUGA
This is a messenger RNA of Rotaria sp. Silwood2, 282 nucleotides long. The record is from the annotation of a GenBank genome assembly. Lineage: Eukaryota; Metazoa; Rotifera; Eurotatoria; Philodinida; Philodinidae.